Molecule: messenger RNA, 1012 nt
Organism: Sardina pilchardus (European sardine)
Lineage: Eukaryota; Metazoa; Chordata; Actinopteri; Clupeiformes; Clupeidae
Exons: 5
Coding region: 124-738 (204 amino acids)
Source: RefSeq, a predicted model, not a curated record
GGAAAGGGGAAGACACUCACCUUCAGCAAUAUCCGUACUGAGGACAGUGGAGUGUAUUUCUGUCGAGUAGACAACAAGAUUGGUCAACAUGAUUCUCCUGAUGUAACUGUUGAGGUUUUAUCUAUGGGCCAUGACCAGACCAUAUUGAUAGCAGUUCUGGCUGGAGUGGCGGUCUGUGGAGUUGUGGUUUUGCUCUGUGUCAUAUGCAGGUUGAGGCAAAGUAAAAAUGUGGCAACAAACAGUAAUAGGACAUCAGGUGAAGACAAACAGGAUAAUGAUGCUCUGUACUCCAACAUCGACUUCAAGAGGCCUGGGCAGGACAGAGCUGCUGGUCCCAACAGUGUUGAAGCUACAGGAGGAGCAGAGGAUGAUGUUCACUACUCCACCAUCCAGCCCCACGGCCCCACACAGACUGCUGGAGCUCAGGGGGAUAAAGCCCUGUACACCAGUGUCCAGCCCCACGGCCCCACACAGACUGCUGGAGCUCAGGGGGAUAAAGCCCUGUACACCAGUGUCCAGCCCCACGGCCCCACACAGACUGCUGGAGCUCAGGGGGAUAACGCCCUGUACGCCAGUGUCCAGCCCAAACGCUCCAGACAGACUGCAGGAACUCAGGAGGAUGACGAUGUCCAGUAUGCCAGUGUCCAGUUCAAAAAGCCAGGUGGUGUCAAAGGUUCUCUUGACCAGCCAGAGGGGGAGCUAUCUGUAAUCUACAGCAGUGUUCAUAAGAGAGCAUAACAUAAACUAAACAGCCAUUAGCAAACAUGUUAAAGUCAGUAUAGUAAACUUGUGUAGUGCUGAAAGACUAUAUGCCUGCUAUUUGUUUUUAACAUAGAUAUUUUUUUCUUAUUUCCAUGCAUGCAUUAAGUUAGAUAUAUACACUGUAUUCAUCUUUUAAGAUUUUUUAUGUUUCAGUUUUUCGUUUUAAGUUUAUGACUGUUAUGCCUAUUUGUCUUCUAAUCUCAUGCAUGUUUUGUGAAUUCAGUCAAAUAUAUCAUGUCCCUCUUUCUGU